AUGGAGCUCUCAGAUGAGGCACAAAAAUCCCAAGGGCUGGAUUUAGAGGAGAUAACCAGAAAGAUUUUAUUUCUUGACAAAUGGAGGGAAAUCUUUAGUUAUCACCGGUUGGGAACCAAUAAUACAACUUCUCAGAAUCAUGAAGGUGACCACACAUCUGCAGGUGAAACUGAAGAUGGAACAGGAAGGCCUCAGCCAAAAGGACAAAGACAUUUGCCAUCAAAUAGCCUUUGUUCUGUUCCCAAACCCUCUAUCAUCUCUUCAAAAUCGGGCGGCUUUCCUGUCUCCCUAGCAAUGGCCAUGAAACUGCGCCAGACCCUCUUUGGAAAUACCACCCAGGUCUUCAGCUCUGACUGGACAAAGGCCUAUUUCCAGUUUCAUGAGCCUUUUUCUGACCUGGCUUUUGCGUUGCAAGUGGGAAAGGGAGGUGUCCGAAGCAUUCAGAUGGCUGUACAAGGAUCCAUCAUUCAAUACCUGCUGUUUACAAGGAAGGGAAAAGACUGUAACUUCCUCAGCUUAUGCAGAAUAAGCAAGCACCAUCAGGACCGCACGCUGGCGGCGGUGCUCGCGGGCAUCCUGUGGGCCGCAGGAGCAGCUCAGAAGGUCACCCUCUGCCUCAUUACCGAGGACACUUACGUCGUCCCGACGCCUAGCUACUCUGGGGACGGCUUCUCUGAACGGCUCCAGCUGUUUGAACUUUCAGACAAAGAAGCCACUGAGAAAUUCAUCUGUGAUCAUUUACAAUGUUUCAAAGGAGAAGGAAGCCAUGGCGUCAUCUUGUUCCUUUACAGCCUGAUCUUCUCCAGAACAUUUGAAAGGCUCCAGAAGGAGCUGGGCGUCUCCACCACUCCCCUGCUGCAACCACACGCUGGAGGCUUCCUGUGCAGGCAGGCUGUUCUGAACCUGAUUCUAACUGGAAGAGCAAGUCCACACGUCUUUAACGGCUGUCAGAAAGGAAAGUCUCAAGAAAUAUUACAUGGGGUCCUGACCCGCAGUGAUGUCGGCUAUCUGCAGUGGGGUAAGGACACUUCAGAGGGCGACAGACUUUCACAGGUGGGCAGCAUGCUGAAGACUCCCAAGUUACCCAUCUGGCUGUGCAACAUCAACGGAACUUACAGCGUCCUAUUUAGCACAAACAGGCAGCUCUUAUCAGACUGGAGAGUGGAGCGCCUCUUUGAUCUGUACUUCUACAACGGCCAGCCUGCACAGAACAAGCCUGCGCACCUUACCGUGGACACUCACUCCCACCACUGGGAAAGAGUCCAACACGAAGAUGAACACAGCCCAGGAAGACGGUUUUCCCCACUGGAGAUGGUGAUCAGAAGCAAGUGGAGAGAUGCCACCAUCAGCUGGAAUGGAUCUCACCACGAGCUGACCUCGCUUUUCGAGUGCCCGGUUUGCUUUGACUAUGUCCUGCCCCCCAUCCUGCAGUGCCAGGCCGGGCACCUGGUGUGUAACCAAUGCCGCCAGAAGUUGAGCUGCUGCCCGACGUGCCGCGGCGCCCUGACGCCCAGCAUCAGGAACCUGGCUAUGGAGAAGGUGGCCUCGGCGGUUCUGUUUCCCUGCAAGUAUGCGACCACGGGCUGUUCCCUCACCCUGCACCACACGGAGAAGCCGGAGCACGAAGACGUCUGUGAAUACCGCCCCUACUCAUGCCCUUGCCCCGGCGCUUCCUGCAAGUGGCAGGGGUCCCUGGAGGCCGUGAUGUCCCAUCUCAUGCACGCCCACAAGAGCAUCACCACCCUUCAGGGAGAAGACAUCGUCUUCCUGGCCACAGACAUUAACCUGCCAGGAGCUGUGGACUGGGUGAUGAUGCAGUCGUGUUUCGGCCAUCACUUCAUGCUGGUGCUGGAGAAGCAGGAGAAGUAUGAGGGCCACCAGCAGUUCUUCGCCAUCGUCCUGCUCAUCGGCACCCGCAAGCAGGCCGAGAACUUCGCCUACAGACUGGAACUGAACGGGAACCGGAGGAGACUGACCUGGGAGGCCACGCCCCGGUCCAUCCACGACGGCGUGUCCGCGGCCAUCAUGAACAGCGACUGCCUGGUGUUCGACACAGCCAUCGCGCAUCUUUUUGCAGAUAACGGGAACCUGGGCAUCAAUGUGACUAUUUCUACAUGUUGUCCGUGA
Molecule: messenger RNA, 2127 nt
Organism: Rangifer tarandus platyrhynchus (Svalbard reindeer)
Lineage: Eukaryota; Metazoa; Chordata; Mammalia; Artiodactyla; Cervidae
Source: the annotation of a GenBank genome assembly